AUGGCCAUCUAUUCCUCCUUCAUGGAUCCAGAUCCAUGGGAAGAGUUGCAGGUGGGGAAGGUGUGCGGAUUGGGCAGAGCGAUGAUGGGGAGAGGUGUGCGGAUUGGGCAGAGCGAUGAUGGGGAGAGUGAUAUCAAGGUCAUUGCCUUCCGGAAGAAGCAGAGGCUAGUCCUGGGCUCAGCAUUGAGGAUGGAGAAGGACCAGAGUCAUGAUUAUGGACCGGUAAAGAAGUCUGGUGACUUCAUGGCACUGAACAAGCAUUCCGGUGUGUCUGGAGGACAGAGCAGCAGCCACAGCCCCAUCUCAGUGCCUUCACUUUCCUUCCUGACACCUGAGAGGAACAAGAAGAAGAUUCUAGAAGUCACCCAGAAGAUGAUUGAGCUGCUGACGGGAGAGGUGAGCGGCGCCGGGAAUUCUGGGACAUUAUCCAGUAACAGAAAUGGAUCCAGUAACAGAAAUUCCCCAGAGAGACGUCCCCGUCCUCUGUAUUCCCGGGACUCCACACAGGAACAUCAGGAGAUCCCUCAGGAGGAUCAGAAAGAAAAACUGACUGAAUAUAGGAUUGAAGACAGAGAAGAAGAGACGUACAUGAAGGAUGAUGAGCAGGGUGAGGAGGAAAUUCCUUCAGAUACAACAGGGAAAUGUUCAUCUCUUUCGAACUUCCAGGAGAGCCUCAAGAUUCCAUGGAACUCUCAGGGUGAAACUCUGAUUAAUAUUAAAGUGGAAAAUACAGGGGAUGAAGAAGAACCGUAUAUGAUGGAGGAUGAUCCAUGUAAGAAGGAGGAGAUCCCUCCAGAGAUCAGCACAGGUGGACAUCCCAACAAGGGAACCAUGGAUGAGGACCCUCUUAUUUCCCCAGAUUGUGAAAUAGAAGUUGAAAUCACGUUUGACUCCCCAGGAGAGGACCUCAUUACCCCAAAUCUCCAUCCAGUGCUUCAGAGGGCAAACCUGUCCCCCGUUCCCUCUACACAUGGUUUUCCUGAUCUCUCCCUUCCCGUCGCACAUCCUACAGCCCACACAGGGGAGGAAGCUUUCACAUGUAACGAGUGUGGGAGAUCUUUUGAAAAGAGAGCGAGGCUCAUUGUGCACCAGAGGUCCCACACAGGGGAGAAGCCAUAUUUGUGCUCCGAUUGUGGGAAAUGUUUUGCGCAAACAUCACACCUUUUCAGGCAUGUAAAAGUUCACUCGGAGAGAAAACCGUUUUUGUGUUCCGAGUGCGGAAGGUCCUUCAAGGAAAAAGCCCAUCUUUUACGACACCAGAAGAUCCACACGGGAGAAAAGCCAUACAUCUGCCCUGUGUGCGGGAAACACUUUCGUGAAAAGGCAAAUCUUAUACAGCAUGACAUAAGCCACACGGGCAAUUAUCCGCAUAGUUGUCCCGAGUGUGGGAAAUGUUUUCUAAGCAAGUCACGUCUUGAUAUCCACCAAAUGAGCCACUCGGGAGAAAAACCAUAUUCUUGCCCCGAGUGUGGAAAAUGCUUCUUGCACAAGUCGGUUUUUGUAAGACAUCAAAAAAUCCACUCACUAGUGAAGCCGUAUAUCUGCUCGAUGUGCGGGAAAUGCUUUAAGUAUCAAUCGCAUCUCCGCAGACAUGAGAAGAACCAUGAAGGGGUGAAUUCACAUUCCUGUUCAGAUUGUGGGAGGAGUUUCUCAAGUAGACAAGCUCUUAUCUCCCAUCAGAUUACACAUUUGACAUCUUAUUGUGAUUCUGAGGUUGUGCCUUCAUUUAUAGGUUGAGUUAAUCUUCUGGACUAUCGUAUUCCUAGCGUACCAACAAGAAGAUCUCCCUGCCAUCAUUCCUGGUACAUUUACUUCCAAUUAGGAGUUGUGGGCGUUUAUCACACCUCAUGGUAAUCCCUCCCCUCUUUUCAUUGUCCAAAAUCCACCAUGGAACCUGAUAGGAUGGUCAUGUGGUCACUGUGACAGCUGCUCGCAUGAUAAGGAAGCCCUGGCAGAUACACUUAAAGUGCCAGCAUGAAGGGGUUAUUAACCACUUGCCGCCCGCCAAUGACAGAUUGACGGCGGGAAAGUGGUUGUAGAAUCCUGACUGGACGUCA
This is a messenger RNA of Rana temporaria (common frog), 2057 nucleotides long. Its product is annotated as oocyte zinc finger protein XlCOF8.4-like. The transcript has 7 exons. Gene Ontology annotation, biological process: regulation of immune system process; regulation of cytokine production; negative regulation of transcription by RNA polymerase II. The record is from RefSeq and is a predicted model, not a curated record. The coding region runs from base 1 to 1737 and encodes 578 amino acids. Lineage: Eukaryota; Metazoa; Chordata; Amphibia; Anura; Ranidae.